Messenger RNA from Symbiodinium pilosum, 1560 nucleotides. NCBI's taxonomy places the organism in Eukaryota, Dinophyceae, Suessiales, Symbiodiniaceae. The record is from the annotation of a GenBank genome assembly.
AUGAAGCCCCAAAGUGAUGUCGACACGACAAAGCAUGUCUAUGUUGGCAGGACAAGUCCCUGUCGGCGGCUCAUUAAUGGCGCUGCCGUGCCGCAGGUGUUGAAUUCAGUGCAUACCACGACAUAUCGAAGUACAAUUACUCCGGUUGCUUGGCAAAGCCUGGGCGCCACCCCUGUUCAGGGACACAAGGUGCUGCAAUUUACGGAGCCGGUGGUACCUCGGAGCGAGCCGGCGGGAUAUCGGGAGCUUCCUGCGACUUCAGUGGCUGAGGCCUUCCGUAUACCCACGCCAACCUUCCAGACGAGACCUCAGUCGCCGCAGCCAACUCUGCGACCGCUGGCGCCAGCGGAGAACGGAGCAAACGGAGCCGAUGGAGCUCCGCAGGCUGCUGGUGUCGCACGCGAUGAGUCCCCAAGGCACACCUACCAGUCGACAAAGGUGACAUUCGUGUAUCCUCCAGUCCGCUUGGAGCCAACGACGGCAAUGACAGCCCAAACCGGUGGAUCAGCUUGUGGGUCCACCACACCUCGGUUGACCCCGCGCUUUGUUUCUGGUGCAGGGUCUGUACCGGUGCCUCCUUUGGCAGCAACAAUCCUGACACCGCCGGUUCCCAGCGCUCCAAGCAAUGUUAAGGCUGCGCAAGCCGCGACAGCCCCAGCUCCGCCUGCUCCGCCCUGUGUGGUGGCAGUCACAACAAGGCUUACACCGAGAUCACCAGUCACGCUGCCGGCCAAGCUGGUCUCCAUCAGCCGAAGCCCCGCGCCUUGCGUUCUGCGAUCUGAUGCUCGGCGAGCUGAGGUGACACUGGAUAGCCCCAGACCACCAUCGCCGCGGGUGGUCCGGACAAGAGUGACAUUGGACAGCCCCAGGCCACCCUCGCCACGGGUACGGACGAGAGUCUCCUCACCUCACUCCGUCACCACACGUCGCGACUCGUCACCCUUGGCGGCACGGACUUCGGCGCUGGAGGAGCGCCUGAAGGAGUUGGAGCGACGACUGGACGCCAAGGAGACGGAGUGCAAGAUGCUGGAGCAUCACUUGACGGAGGUGCGGGGAUGUUUGGAGGAGCAGCGAGAGCGCGGAGCUCGGGAUCUGGAGCAGCGAGAUCUCCACAUCCAGGAGCUCAGCCGUCGCAACAACGAUCUCAUCAGGGAAGCACAAGGCAUGUACCAGGUGGUCCAAUCUACCGUGGACGAUCCAGCGAUGGAUGAAGAGACCGCUCCCAAGGACAUCAAUUUACAUGAUGAGGAGUCAGAAGUCCCAGCAGCUGGAGGUGGCUCCUCGCGCCAGCGUGCAGGACGGCCGGGCUCGGAGGCCUCGCAGCUGGAGCGGGACUUGCCAACUCUUGCCGCAUUGAGGCAGAGGCUAUACCCCAAGCGGAGUGCGCAGACGCAACAGGAGUCGGCGGCCGAUGCUGCCAGCCUCGAGCGAAGUUCCGAGAGGUCGGCCCGGCCGACGCCGCGGCCCAGCACCGGCCGAGGGCGACAGCGAGAAGAGUUGGGAUCUGAAAAGCCCCGAGGUGCCUCAGAUCAACAGACUCCGAAACGGCGCAUGACCUGA